Molecule: messenger RNA, 1300 nt
Organism: Amphibalanus amphitrite
Lineage: Eukaryota; Metazoa; Arthropoda; Thecostraca; Balanomorpha; Balanidae
Exons: 7
Coding region: 266-1300 (344 amino acids)
Source: RefSeq, a predicted model, not a curated record
GCAUCUGAGACAUUUUAUUUUUGACGCAUAAAACACUGUGACGUAUUUUCUGUUUUCAUAUCGAGAAAAGUACUCUAUUUUCUGCAUGAUGUACUGUAAUGUAUGUUUCCCACACUAUAUUUUGUUAGAAAUCCAGUAACCGUCAAUAUUCACCUGUAAUCUCCACCUUGCCGCCAGCCGAAUCACUACCUCUCUCUAUCUCGCCACAGGAGAUGUCGCCUCCUCUCCUCUAGUACCGCUCCUCCACUCCCGGGCGCCGCACACCAUGUCUGUGCGCCCGCUGGAGGACGUUUGGGAGGUGCGUGGCCUGCCGGUGGUCGGUGACCCCUCUGACCCGGGUCAGGUCACCGCCUCCGGUCCGCGGGCCGUCUCCUCGUCGGACCUCAGAGCCGCUGCCGACGACGGCGGCGGCGUGGUCGGACGGGUGGCCAUCAUCCGAAAACAGAGGUUCGUACGUCUAGAACAGGAGCGUCGUCGUGAGAUGCGCCUGGUCGAGUCGCGCAUCGAACAGGUGGCAGUGGAGGAGGCGCGGCGGAUGACCAAACUGCUGGGGUACGGCGAGGACGAUCUGGUCCGCUGGAAACGCCGGAUCGAGCCGCAGCACUUCAACACGUACUCGGCGGCAGACUUCACCACCCUGAUGGAAGACCUGCACGCUAUCUACCGGGCAAGGCAGGAGAUCAUAGCUGACUGCUUCAGCCGACAGAUGUCGCUAGAGGCGGAGCGCACGGCGCGCCUCCGGGACGUGUUCAAAAAGUACCAUCCGCUCCUGACCAGGGCGUUUCACAAGAUGCCUGCCGAGGUAGAGGAGCAGCUGGAGCUGGAGGCGGUGGCGCUCAACGAGAUGAUCCUCAGUAACCUGCGCCAGUACGCCGAGCUCCGCUUCAACCGGCUCACUGCUGAGGUGGAGGCUAAGCAGAAGCUCAAGAACCUGUGGAAGGUGCGCCGGGACGCCUGGCGGACGCUCAAUAUACUGCAGGCGGAGAAGCGUCUCUCCGAGUACCUGCGGGCGGCCGCCGUGGAGAGUCACGUGGAGGCGUCUCUGGCAGAGCUGGAGACGUGCAUGGACACCGUGUGGCAACACUACCGGGAGCACGUGACCGGACUGCCAGACCUGUUCCUCAAACACGUCACCGACGAGUCGGUGGAUGAGUGGCAGGACCAGGCGUACGAGAUCCUGAACUCUAUGAGCACCAUGGUGACGGCGCACUGCAAGUCGUACCGGCGACUGUACCUCGACCUGGAGAACGCCUGGUACGAGCAGCUCGACAAGGUCGGAGACGACCUGGUGCACAGAUAA